Molecule: messenger RNA, 701 nt
Organism: Pseudonaja textilis
Lineage: Eukaryota; Metazoa; Chordata; Lepidosauria; Squamata; Elapidae
Gene: EMP2
Product: epithelial membrane protein 2
Biological process (GO): positive regulation of integrin-mediated signaling pathway; regulation of cell-matrix adhesion; cell adhesion
Cellular component (GO): plasma membrane; cytoplasm
Molecular function (GO): protein kinase binding
Source: RefSeq, a predicted model, not a curated record
CGGGCUCCUGACACGGCCGGCCCAGGAGGCGGCAGACCGAGCAGCGACUCCGCGCGCGCAGCAGCCCCGCCGCUCCCUGCCCGGGCCAGCAGCACCCAGCGGCCCGUCGCUUUAUUCUCAUCCUCACCUCAGAACCGCCCCCCGCUCCUGCUCCGCCAUGCUGAUCCUCCUGGCCUUCAUCAUCCUCUUCCACAUCAUUUCGGCUGCGCUUCUGUUCAUCUCCACAAUCGAUAACGCCUGGUGGGUGGGGGAUGGCUUCUUCACGGACAUCUGGCACCAGUGCCUCAACGAGACGAACUGUACCGCCCUGGAUAAUUCCCUCCCAGAGUACGCGUCUAUCCAGACCGUCCAAGCCACGAUGGUCCUGUCCACGAUUCUUUGCUGCGUGGCCUUUUUCGUCUUCGUCCUGCAGCUCUUCCGCCUGAAGCAAGGAGAGCGGUUUGUGCUGACCUCCAUCAUCCAGCUCUUGUCCUGCCUCUGCGUGAUGAUUGGGGCCUCCGUCUACACCGACCGGCGUGCGGAGCUGCACCGGGCCCCCCUCUACGGCCGCUUUGAGGUGGAGGGUGGCCGCUUCGGCUACUCCUACAUCCUGGCCUGGGUGGCCUUCGCCUUCACGCUGCUCAGUGGCCUCAUGUACCUCAUCCUGAGGAAGCGCAAAUAAAGCCGCCCCCCGGCCCCCCCCCCCCCCGCGCCCCCCCCGA